AUGUCUCCAGCAACCCCGCCACCGUCCCGCUCCAACACCCCUUCACCGCCGUCCUCUCGCUCCAGCACCCCUUCACCGCCGUCCUCCCGCUCCAGCACCCCGUCACCCUCACCCUCACGCUCCAGCACCCCUCCACCACCAGAUUCACCCUCCCGCUCCAGCACGCCUCCACCCCCAGUCCCCGAUGAAUACGAGCAGCAAAUCCCCCGGAUAUCGAUCCCUUCUCCUCCCUACGCCGCCCACAACGCCCUCCUUGCUACCCCCGACGACUCCAGCAAGCGCCCCUACACCCUCCCCACCCUCCACUCCGGCACCACCAUCAUCUCCUUCCUCACGGAGGAGUUCUCCGUCAACCGUAUCAACACGAUUGUCCGCCACCUCUGGCUCGUCGGGCCCUUCAUCCCAGAGCGCCCUCUCCACCGCCAACUCAUAGCCGGGCGCGAGAUCAUUGUCGCCGAAAAGAUCGACCUCCACCUCUGCUGGGAGGGCAAACAGCUCUACCUCAAACCCAUCCCGGCGUUUCUCCUCCACCACGACUUCUUCGAAGAGUACAUCUGCACCGCGCCGAGCGAAGACGCGAGAUCGGAUCUCUAUGCGAGCGCCUGCGGCUUCCUAAAGUCAUACACAAAGCUCAUCCGCCACGAGAGCGACCUCGAGAUUGCAAAGGACAAGAAACUCAUCCCGUCCAGCGUGACCUGGGAGCAAUGGUGCGCCUUCUCCGCCGACAUCGAGGCCAGCACCUCGGUCAUGAUCCUGAGCCAGCGGUACGACUACGGCGAGCUGCGGCUGACGCGGCUGAACCUGCUGUACGAGAUGUGCGUGCACGAGCCGUUCCACUUGGGCGACAACCGCUACAAGUUCCUGUUCGACACGAUCAGCUUCGAGUGGCUGCUGUUUGCGUUUGUGUACUUCACGGUCGUGCUGACGGCGAUGCAGGCGGUGCUUGCGACGGAGUAUGGCGCGGGGAGUGCCGGCGUGCAGAGGGUGUCGUUUGGGUUUGGCGUGUUUGUGUUGGCGAUGGCAGGGGUGUCGUGGGCGGUGAUGGGCGGUUUUAUGGUCUUGAGGGUGUAUGUGUUCUUUUUUAGUGAGACGUGGAUUGGCAGGCAGCAGUAUAGGAUCUAUUAUGUGGACCGCAUUAUGGAGGGGCUCUUUCGGUGGGGGAAUUGA
This is a messenger RNA of Morchella sextelata, 1167 nucleotides long. RefSeq lists its product as uncharacterized. NCBI's taxonomy places the organism in Eukaryota, Fungi, Ascomycota, Pezizomycetes, Pezizales, Morchellaceae. The record is from RefSeq and is a predicted model, not a curated record. The transcript has 2 exons. Bases 1 to 1167 code for a protein of 388 amino acids.